AUGUGCAGCAAAACUGCUGGCAUAGCCUUACAGAAGCUCACUGACCUACACAAGGCGAGAGUGAAGAAGCCAGGUUCCCACCUGUGGCUGAAAAUACACCUACUUAUCAUCCUGCUGGCAGGUGGAGUUUUCAGUCGUCUCAGUUCUACUGCUGCUUCCAACAUGAGCACUCUGACAAGUGUCCCUUCCAGCACUACUUCUACAUCAUCUGAUGACAUCACCACUCCAACACCAGGUGUUGUUUCCAACAUCGCCACUCCAACAGGUGUCGUUGCAAAUACUACAGCUACAACAUUGAAUGACACCUUCAACACUACAGAUACAGCAAGUGUCCCUUCCAACACUUCAGCUCCAUCAAGUGUCAUUACUUCCAACACUUCCAACAUCACCACUCCAACAGAUGUCACUUCCAACAAUAGAACUACAGCAACAGCUACACAAACAACAGAUGAAGCUACUGGGAGUCCAUCCUCCACUGCUCCUUCCACCCUUCCCACUCCUGCAACAGCUUCACAAACCUCAGCAGUGUUUUAUUUUCUUGAUGUCACUGUGGUUGUCAGCGGACAGAAACAAAAUGAAUCUGAAAUCAUUGCCUGGCUGGAUCAGGUGUUCGAAACCAGUUUGGAAAAAUGCUUGCCUUCAAACACUGGACAAACAACUACUACCCCUGCACCUACACAAACUACAGCUGCAGGCACCUCAAAUGUGGCAGCACUUGUGACAACAGCAUCUCAAAAUGAGGUAAUUAAUGGAACAACAGUCUCCCUAUUUCAAGGAAUGGAAGUUUCAUGCACUGAAAAAACAGCAAUAAAUAAUACCAAGUGCUCCGUGAUGCUUCGGCUCAGUCAGAGUGUGCCUGCAUGUCGCAUCCUCCAAACACUCUGUGCAGCCAGUAAAAACUCUUCCAACAUCACAGUGGUGGGAAACAAGGCAGAUAAACUGAAUUCGAUUCAGCAGUGCAACAGUGACCCAGAAGGGGAAAAUAGCUGCAUUUAUUCUGGUCCACAGGGUGCAUCAUGUGAAGAAUCUGGGUCUCCGUAUGUCAUUCCACCAAGCAAUUCAACAAACUGCAGUGAAGUCACCAUCAACUGUAACUGCUCUGCUUACUGCAACAGAUCUGAUGCAUAUUACACCUUUUCAGUUACAGUACGAGACCCCACGAUGAACUCUUCAUCCCUCUCCUCUCUGAUGUCUGUACUGAAACAACAACAAGUUUGCUUUGACAAUACAAGUGAUAUAUGUCCAGAGGCCUUCAUUGCAUCUAAAUACAAGAGUGCCAGUGUUUCCUGUGAAGCAAAAACAACAAAUCAAAACUGCAAAGUGGUUUUAGGCUUUUUGCAGAAUGUCUCGAUCUGUUCUCUGGAAGCAGCUGUAAGAAACGUGUUUCAAGAUGAGAAACAAAUUUCGCUGAAUGAGCAAGUGAGGCGGGCGGCAAUUUGUGGAAACUUGGAAGCGAGCAACAAUCUCCUGGACUCCCAGGUCACAUGGACAGAGGGUGGCCUGGAGUCUGAGGACUUUUGUACAAACAUACAAAACUCCAACAUCCUCACAUGUCAGAAUGGAACCAAUAUUAUCCAGCUGGAGGAGAUUUGUGUGUCGACUACCGCUAGUCCGAAUGUUUCAACCACACAACCCAACAACAACACCUCGACUGCAAAUAUGACAACGUUACAACCAGGCAACAGCACCUUAUAUAUAAAUAUGACGACCAUCCAACCAACAAACAACACCUCGACUCUAAAUAUGACAGCUUUACAACCAGGCAACGCCACCUCAUCUAUAAACAGUACUACAUCCACAACCAACACAACAUCAACAACGCUAUCAUCAGCAGCACCCCAGAACACCACAGGUGGUCCAGUAAACACCACGACUGCUGCCAACGGCACAGGGACAGGAACAUUCAGCUCCACUACAGCCACAUCUAACACUGGGAACUCAUCAGGUGGAUCAGUCACAGAAUCAGCUGAAAGCAAAGCCAUCAAACUGCUGGUGCGGAGCCAAAACGUGUCCCAGCUGAACUCUACAGAGAUCAAGCAGCUGGUGUCAGAGCUGGAGGAUCUCCUGUCGGGUCCGACUGUCAGCCUGGUGCUGGGGAACAUCUCGGUCCACAUCGUCAGCAAUCUGCUGGGUGCCACACCUGAGAAGCUGUCGAGCUCCUCCAACAGGAAGUUCGUCCUCCAGAGGUCCAUCCCCCACUCUUUCAAUCACGCGGUACACCGCCUGCUCCCAGUCCGCGGAGGUCCAAGGCUGACGAGAAGCGUGACUACAGUCUCCUCCACCCCUCAGGGCUCCAUCACGCUGCCCUCCACCGUCACUCAGGAUCUGAGCCCUGAAGAGAAGAAACUGGUCUCCAGACUCCAGUUCAACUUCUACCACCAGAGCACAGUGUUCCAGGACCGCUCACUGGGGGAGCGUAAGCUCAUCAGUGGGAUCCUAGGAGCGAGUGUGGCCAAUCUGUCAAUCAAAGGACUGAAAGAGCAAGUUGUGUUUCAGCUGAGCAACUCAGAACCCAAACCUGCCAAUUAUGUUGCAACCUGUGUUUUCUGGGACUUCACAAUGAACAAUAAUUCAGGAGGAUGGAGUCCAGACGGCUGCUUUGUCCAAAACAGCACCGACAACGAGACCAUUUGCAGCUGCAGCCAUUUAACCAGUUUUGCUAUUCUGCUGGACCUCUCUAGGCAGCCUGUCAUCAGUAAGGUUCAGGCCACCAUCCUCACAUUUAUCACAUAUAUCGGCUGCGGGGUUUCGGCCAUCUUCCUGUCUAUAACGCUCCUCACUUACCUGGCCUUCGAGAAGUUGCGUAAAGACAUCCCAUCCAAAAUUCUCAUCGAGCUGUGCUUUGCCCUGCUGCUGCUCAACCUGGUCUUCCUGGUGGACGCAUGGCUGGCCCUUUAUACGGACGCUGUGGGCCUUUGCAUUUCCACCGCCUGGUUCCUUCACUACUUCCUGCUGGUGGUCUUCACCUGGAUGGGGCUGGAGGGGGUCCACAUGUACAUGGCCAUAGUGAAAGUCUUCAACAACUACACACAGCACUACAUGCUGAAGUUCUCCCUGGUGGGCUGGGGGGUCCCGAUGCUCGUGGUCAUCAUCGUCAUAGCGAUUGAUAAAAAUAACUAUGGCCUUGUGUCUUAUGGGAAGUUUACAGACGGCACCAGUGAUGACUUCUGCUGGCUGAAAAACGACGUUGCCUUCUAUGUUGCCGUUGUGGCCUAUUUCUGCGUCAUCUUCGUCUUCAACUUCAUCAUGUUCGUCGUCGUCUUAGUUCAGCUGCAUCGGGUCAAGAAGCAGAAUCCUCACAAUGUGAAGAACCGCAUGAGUGUGAAGGAUGUGCGCAGUGUGUUAGGGAUAACCGUCCUCCUGGGCCUCACCUGGGGCUUUGCCUUUUUUGCCUGGGGGCCCGUUAACCUGCCGUUCAUGUACCUCUUUGCCAUCUUCAACUCCCUGCAAGGUUUCUUUAUCUUUGUGUUCCACUGCGCGGUGAAGGACAGCGUGAGGAAGCAGUGGAGAACCUACCUGUGCUGUGGCCAAAUGAGACUGGCAGAAAACUCAGACUGGAGUCGCACUGCAACGCAGAAAACUGUGAGGAGGUCCCUGCCUUCCUUUAACUCCUCGCAGAGAAACUCCUCGUCCAACACCUCCACUUACCUCGUCAGCACUCCUUCAGAUGCACCAAAUGGCAUCAGUAGUCCGUUUGAUGACAGAACCAUCACAGCUGAUGAAGAUCCAAGCAUGGAUGUGGUGCUGAACGAGAUCAACAGGCAGUACAGAAACCACCGAGCGACCUGA
Nematolebias whitei (Rio pearlfish) is the source of this 3789-nucleotide messenger RNA. Its product is annotated as adhesion G-protein coupled receptor G2-like. The coding region runs from base 1 to 3789 and encodes 1262 amino acids. NCBI's taxonomy places the organism in Eukaryota, Metazoa, Chordata, Actinopteri, Cyprinodontiformes, Rivulidae. Gene Ontology annotation, cellular component: membrane. Gene Ontology annotation, molecular function: G protein-coupled receptor activity. Gene Ontology annotation, biological process: adenylate cyclase-activating G protein-coupled receptor signaling pathway; cell surface receptor signaling pathway. The transcript has 34 exons. The record is from RefSeq and is a predicted model, not a curated record.